AUGCUGUGGCGGCGGACUUAUGCAUGGCGUUAUGAAUCUAAAUGCUGGGAUCCGAAUCCGCGCAGUGGUUACUUCACCAUUCCUCGACAGGAACCUGUACGUCCGAUUGAUCCGCGUGCAUGGGUUCUUCACACCAAUGCCAUGACCGAUGGUCCCCCUGGAUCCGGUGAGCCACAGGGCAUUCAUAACGGCACUCCCAUCACCGGUGCAUCUUCUGGUGGUGAGUCUAGUUCGACUCUCAGUCCUUCGGGUGGUGGUGCUGGCCUCACGCCAGGGAUGAGUAUGGGCACGCUCACUUCCGGUCAAACCUCGAUGCCCCUAGGCACGAGUGCAGCUGCGUACAAUAUGGCUGCGUUGCUUGCUGCCACACAGCAUCAACAGCAACAACAACACAAGUCGCAGCAGCACAGCCAACCGGAACAACACCUUGUACCCCAACCAUCUCAUACACAGGUACCGCAACUUUCCCGCGCCCCAUUCUAUCCGAUGUCGAACAUGAUGAUCCCUCAGGCCUAUGCUGCUCACGUCACGCCCAGUGUGGUCACCGCAUCCAGUUCAUUACCGGAAAUCGAAAGAUAUUCCGAACCAAUUCCCUUGACCGUACACACCGAUGUGGCCACUGUGAUCCGAGCUAUGGUCCAACCGGACUCGGGACUGGAUAUUCGAGACAGGAUCUGGCUCAAACUGACUGUCCCCAAUGCAUUUAUCGGUUCUGAUUUAGUCGAUUGGUUGUAUCGGCAUUUGGAUGGUUUCCCAGAUCGUCGAAGUGCUCGAAAGUACGCAGCCAAUCUGCUCAAAGCCGGCUACAUUCGACACACAGUUAACAAGACCACUUUUUCCGAACAGUGCUACUAUGUGUUUCGUGAUCUGGAAGGACAUCUAUCCUGUCUUAGUCUGGAGGAGGUAGAUAGCGUGAGUGAAGUGGGCGCUCUUCCUCCACCUAACUGGGGCCACAACACAACUAGUACCAAUCUGACUGUUGCAGCUGGAGCGCCCACGCAACCAGGUGCGGAGUUUGGUGGCGGACCUCAUAUGACAUCUACUCCCGGAACCAAUCAUCACCAUCAUCAUUUGCACAACCCCAACAAUUCCUCCGGUCUAAUGGUUGGCGGUGAAUGCGGUACUGGGGCAAACAGCAGUCAAUACAGUAGUGUACCCCCUCCGGUUCCACCACCAGCAGCCGCCGGUGCUGGUUCAUCACAUUUUCAUUCUAUUCCUCCUCUGGCCGCACCGAUUCAACAGCUGAUCGCAGACGGACAGGAUGCUGCAGCUGCAGCCGCAAUGGGAGCAAUGGGCGCAGCCGGUGCAAAAUCGGGUGGUGCACGUGGUCCAAACACAUCUGCACCACGCAUUCCGCCUAACGAUGUGACAGGUUAUUCAACAUCGUCCUCAAGUACUGAUAGUGAAUUACACCAGUUCGGUCGUGACCCGCCACCACCUCCGUCUAUGUCCCGUGGUUCUAAAUCACUACAGCCUGAUCACACUCACUCCGGUUUUGCUCACAAGCCUAUCGAUCCACACGUGAAUCCCUUAAUUCGAUCUCCACCUCAACUUCCACCCACACCCCAAAUGGCUCCAGUCCCCGUCCAACCACCACCUGCACCCGCACAUUCUCAAAUUCUAUCUAGUAACACCUCGCAAACACGACCUUACACCAUAGGUUCCAGCGGGUGCUCCAAGCCUGCCGUUGAUAUCGCCACCACCGCGUCAUCCACUGCGUCUAGUUCCACGUCUGAGGGACCUCGUCGUAACGGCGGUGCCCAAGUCAGUGUCGCGCAUUCAAAUCCGAACGGAGACUCUCAGGUCCGUUUGGUUCGUAGCAACGGACCAGUGGAUACUCGAGCUACCCAGAACACAGUGCUCAGUUCAAAAUGUAGCAGUACGAGUAGCAGUAGUAGCAGCAACAGUAGCAGCUGUGCUCCGCUCAAUUCUCGUCCGCUCGCGGCUGGUCCGANACCACCGCAUCAUCCCCGGUUACGUGGGCCAGGAAGCUCAGGGUCGACCCAGCAAGCCUCACAGGCACCUCCACCACCCCCGCCACCUCGGAUCUCAACUGCAGUGUCUGGGUUCACUCUCACAAGUCGGCCUUGA
Echinostoma caproni is the source of this 2091-nucleotide messenger RNA. NCBI's taxonomy places the organism in Eukaryota, Metazoa, Platyhelminthes, Trematoda, Plagiorchiida, Echinostomatidae. The record is from the annotation of a GenBank genome assembly.